CACUCUUCAGAGACAGAGAGAAACACACAACGUGACAUCGAGAGGAAAAACAAUUCUCUCAUCGAAAAACAGAUCAAAGAAUUUGAUUUAUUCUUCACAGAUGAGAGGAUACUUUGUUGUCUUGAUCCAUGAUGUCUCCUUCACAACAGCAAAGAAAUCGGGACAGUCUUUACUUUGACUGGCAUCCCACACUGUGAAGUGAAGCCGAGCUCCUCAGUGUUUCAGGCUGAACUGUGGAUGGAGAUGAUGAGGAACUCUCAGUUUCUACACCUUGCUCCCAUUGUGUCUUCUCUACUUUCACUUCUCCUCUGCCAAGCAUCUGCCACUUCAGGGUCAGACUAUGAAUACGGAGCUCACCCACGCUUUGUCUGCACCCCCAUUCCUGUGGAUACAGACCCUUCCUGCUUCCCCACAGCAGGUCCAGGAACAGGAGCGCCAGGGCCCAGUGGACCAGGCCAUCAAAGUGCAACUCCUGCUGGGUGGUGGGGGGCGAGCGAGGAGGCCAAAGCCACCAUCCUCCACCUCAGGGAGAGCCUUGUGCGGCAGAAAGAGACCAUCCUGGACCAGAGGGAGACCAUUAGAGAGUUGACAGCCAAGCUGUCUCUGUGUGAGGGCUUCAGCCACGGUGUGACGCCUCACGACGACCACCACGGCACUGCCUCAUUCUCUCAUCAUGCAGGGGUGGCCAGUCAUCACCCGCACACUGACCACGGGCACCAUAGCAACCAGCAAGGUCACCAUGGCAACAGCAACUUCAUACCAGACUCACCGCACAACCCCUCUGUAGGGGGGCAACGAUUGGACAGAGGCCACAACAGCAACAACAACCAGGGGAAGGAUAAACAUGUGACACCGGGGGACAUCACAUCAUCACCGGAGCAGAUGGAGAGGAUGCUGCAGGCGCUCAAGGACAGGCUGGACAACCUACAGCAGAAGAGGAACACAUCCACCACCUACUCCAGCUCGCUGAAGGAGCUGCUGCAGAGGAAGAUCAGCGCCCUGGAGGAGCAGCUGCACCAUCACCAUCACGACGACCAAAGCAGUCACAGCGACAAUGAAGACCAUCACGGCGGCGACGAUCACCACGCAGACGGACACUUGAGUGACCACCACGAUGAUGACCACAACGACAGACAUCACGGUGGCCACGACGACGGCAGGAACCACAGCGAUCACCAUGAUGACGGCCACAAUGACGACCAUCAUGAUGCAGAUGGUAGUCAUGACGACCACGAUGCCGAUGAUGAUGAUGACGACCAUCACAGUAAUGAAGCAGACAAUCACAGUCAGUUUCCACACACGGGUUACAGAGCACCAGGGCCCCGACCUGGUUUCCACUCCAAACUAGAGAAUGUGCUCAACCAGCUGCACCUCACAGGCCCCAGCAAGAAAAAUCCUGAUGCUUUCCAGCUCAGUUUCCCCAUGAGAACUAACUACAUGUACGGGCGGUUGAAGAGGACUCUGCUGCAGGAAAUCUUCGCCCUGACUCUGUGUCUCUGGAUGAAGACGGGCGUGGGACACAGCAUGGGGACGCCCUUUUCUUACUCCGCCCCUGGACAGUCCAAUGAGCUGGUGCUCAUUGAGUGGGGGGACAAUCCUUUAGAGCUGCUGAUUGAUGACAAGGCGGUGACAUUGCCCCUGUCUGUGAGUGAUGGGAAGUGGCACCAUGUGUGUGUGACCUGGUCCACAAGGGAUGGACAUUGGGAGGCCUACCAGGACGGCGUGCAGAGAGGAUCAGGGAGUAACCUGUCUCCCUGGCGCCCAAUCAAGCCUGGAGGGAUCUUCAUCCUAGGACAGGAACAGGACACUCUUGGGGGCCGUUUUGAUGCCACUCAGGCAUUUGUGGGCGAGAUGGCCGACCUGCACAUGUGGUCACAUGUCCUGAGUGCCGAGGACAUCUACAGCCUGGCCUCCUGCAGCAGCUACCUCAGAGGAGACGUCAUCGCAUGGUCUGACACGGAGGUGGAGCUUCACGGGGGCGUCGUCAGAUUCCCGUUUGACCCAUGUCACUGAAAGGCGUGGAGUUAUCCUGGAACAUGAGGACAGUGCAAAAAUAAAAAUAACAGUCUCUUUGAACAUCAGUCAUUUUGACAGGAUGAUCAUUCAGAGGUGCUUACUCCUUCACUCUUUGAAUCAUUGCCUUCCGUUUAACUUAAACAGUGACUUUUUGAUUAUUAAAAUAAUCAAAAGCAGACUUCAAUCUGUGUAGACAGAUCUGGUGUUGAGACUUAAUGAUCUUUGAUCUUAGUUACUGCUGGUGUUUAAGACAUAUUUGUAUGUGGCAUAUUGUCAUACUGUUGAUAAAGACUAAACACAGUGGGAUCUCUGUUAAUGUUAAUUGUUUAGUUUGAUACGGAGAGAAAAUGUGCUGAGAAAUCAUUCUUUAUAUUCUGGGUUCUUUCUUGAAGAGUUUCCAUGAAAGGUACAGCUAAUUUACCAAAGAAACUGUAGGAUUAGUCAUUGUCAUGAAGUUACUUUGAUCGUCAAUGUAUCAUAGAUAGACUGACUGAUGAUUUCUUUUAAAAGAAAUUUUUAAAAAGUCAGGGAGGCAGAAUUUAGUGUUCUUAGACACUUUUGUAUGUUCUACAGUGCAGGUGUGCUCACUGAACAAACCUGACAUUUAUCAUUUUAUUUUGUAUAAAUGUGACUUUAAUGUUGUGAAUGACAUACAGUAUGUGGUGAAAAAAGGUUCUUGUGAUGUGGCUUUUUAUUUUCUUUGGCCUUUUCUGUAUAUUUGCUACUCAACUGUAUAUAAAACACUGAAUGUAAGCCAAGUUACAACUUUGAUGUGCUUUUUUUCACGUUUUAGACAAUUGAACAAUAAUAAUAAGUGUGAAAUAUACAUCUUUGUUCUUCAUUCUGUGUACAGAGGUUUGUGUUGGUCCAACUGAUUCUUUUAACCGUAAUCAGUAGAUUCUGAAAUGUUCUUCAUUUCACUGUUCUUCACAUAACUUAAUGAACUACUUAAGGCUACAAUAAUAAAUUGAUUGGUAAACGACUACUACAUUUAUUGACAGCUUUGAUAAUUGACAAAGCUGUCUGUUUUUCUUUCUUAAAUGUCUUUGUUCUUUCCAUAUUUCCUUUAACCACACAGCUCAAUCAGACAAAAAAGACAAAAACACAACCACGAGUUCGUCAUUUCUGUUCACUGUUUUAUUGUUCCACAGUAGUUUACUGGCAGCAAUGUGUCACGGUUUUCCUUUUGCUACAUUUACAGAUGAUCUAGUCAUCUUCACCUCACAGUUAACAAAAAUAAAUAAAUACAAAA
This is a messenger RNA of Solea senegalensis (Senegalese sole), 3268 nucleotides long. Its product is annotated as neuronal pentraxin-1. The coding region runs from base 238 to 2013 and encodes 591 amino acids. The record is from RefSeq and is a predicted model, not a curated record. The transcript has 5 exons. NCBI's taxonomy places the organism in Eukaryota, Metazoa, Chordata, Actinopteri, Pleuronectiformes, Soleidae.